CCCUGCCCGCCCCGGCCGCGGGCCGCCGCCGAGCCGCUCUAGGAUGCGGCUGGUGAGCGCCGGCACAGGGCGGAGAGGCGGCCAGCCUGCCCGCCGCCACGGCCCGCACCCCGCCGCAGCUCGGCCGCACCUGCAGGGGAAGUGCUCCGGACGCCGUCCUUCCCCGGGAGGCGCCAGGCUCUUGAACCAGAUCUACAAUGGAAAAACUGCUUUUGUUUGUGCUGUUCAUUGGCAUGGCGGUGAGAGCUCAGAUCUGCCCCAAGCGCUGUGUCUGUCAGAUUUUGUCUCCGAACCUUGCCACCCUUUGUGCCAAGAAAGGGCUCUUAUUCGUUCCUCCCAACAUUGACAGGAGGACCGUGGAGUUACGCCUGGCAGACAACUUUGUCACAAACAUUAAAAGGAAAGACUUUGCCAACAUGACCAGCCUGGUGGACCUGACGCUGUCCAGGAAUACAAUCAGUUUUAUUACCCCCCACGCCUUCGCCGACCUGCGCAAUUUGCGGGCUUUGCAUUUGAACAGCAACCGAUUGACUAAGAUCACUAACGAUAUGCUCAGUGGGCUCUCCAACCUUCACCACUUGAUACUUAACAACAACCAGCUGACUUUGAUUUCUUCCACAGCUUUCGAUGAUGUUUUAGCUCUUGAGGAAUUGGAUUUGUCUUACAACAACCUGGAAACCAUCCCCUGGGAUGCGGUGGAGAAGAUGGUUAGUUUGCACACACUGAGCCUGGACCACAACAUGAUUGACCAUAUUCCCAAGGGGACCUUCUCCCACCUCCACAAGAUGACCAGGUUGGAUGUCACGUCUAACAAACUGCAGAAGCUACCACCUGAUCCUCUUUUCCAGCGAGCUCAGGUACUGGCAACCUCAGGAAUUAUCAGCCCUUCAACCUUUGCAUUGAGCUUUGGUGGGAACCCUUUGCAUUGCAACUGUGAGCUCUUGUGGCUGAGGCGUCUUUCGAGGGAGGACGACCUGGAGACCUGUGCUUCUCCCACGCUGCUGUCUGGCCGGUAUUUCUGGUCGAUCCCUGAAGAGGAGUUCCUGUGUGAACCUCCUCUCAUCACCCGGCACACGCACGAGUUGCGGGUGCUGGAAGGCCAGCGGGCAGCAUUGCGGUGCAAGGCCCGUGGGGACCCCGAGCCAGCCAUCCAUUGGAUAUCACCUGAGGGCAAACUGAUCUCCAACGCCACCAGGUCGGUGGUGUACGACAACGGGACACUCGACAUCCUUAUAACGACGGUGAAGGACACGGGCUCCUUCACCUGCAUUGCUUCCAACCCGGCCGGGGAGGCCACGCAGACAGUGGACCUGCACAUCAUCAAGCUCCCCCACUUGCUGAACAGCACCAACCACAUCCACGAGCCCGAUCCUGGCUCCUCGGAUAUCUCCACUUCCACCAAGUCGGGCUCCAAUGCGAGCAGUAGCAAUGGGGAUACUAAAGUGAGCCAAGAUAAGAAGGUGGUGGUUGCGGAAGCAACAUCCUCGACCGCUCUGCUGAAGUUCAACUUUCAGAGGAACAUCCCUGGGAUACGGAUGUUCCAGAUCCAGUACAAUGGUACUUACGAUGACUCCCUUGUUUACAGAAUGAUACCUCCCACGAGCAAAACCUUCCUGGUCAACAACCUGGCCGCUGGGACUCUGUACGACCUGUGCGUUCUGGCCAUCUAUGACGACGGCAUCACCUCGCUGACGGCCACCAGAGUGGUGGGCUGCACACAGUUCACCACUGAGCAGGACUAUGUGCGCUGCCACUUCAUGCAGUCCCAGUUCCUGGGUGGGACCAUGAUCAUCAUCAUUGGUGGGAUCAUUGUGGCCUCGGUGCUUGUGUUCAUCAUCAUCCUCAUGAUCCGCUACAAGGUGUGUAACAACAACGGGCAGCAGAAGGCCACCAAGGUCAGCAACGUGUACUCGCAGACCAACGGGGCGCAGAUCCAGGGCUGCAGCGGGGCGCUGCCGCAGUCGGUGUCCAAGCAGGCUGUGGGGCACGAAGAAGGCAUCCAGUGCUGCAAGGCCAGCAGCGACGGCGUGGCGCAGUCGCCGGAGAGCGGCUCCGGACAGGACUCGGCCACCACUACCUCCGCCCUGCCUCCCGCGUGGACUGCCAGUGCGGCAGGGCCCCCGAAGCAGAAGCGCAAGCCGGGGCCCAAGGCCGGCAGUGAGGCGCCGGGCGAGGCCAUGGGCAGCACUGAGGCCCAGAACAGUAACAGGAACAACUCCACUGCCCUGCAGCUGGCAGGCCGUACCCCCGCGCCUGCUGCCGCCCCCUACAAAAGAGCACAAUCCAAGCCAAGUAAGUUCCUCACGCUGCCGGCCGACGCCACCCGUGCCAAGCGCCGGCUCUCGUUGGGCGGGCAGCUGAUGGAGCCCGGUUGCCCCGGCAGUGCCCGCGCCGCAGGCGGGCUGCGCUCCAAACGCAGCCUGUCCAUGAACGGGAUGCUGGUCCAGGCAGAUGGCUCCGGUGUGGAGAGUGGAAAAGCAACUUUCUGCAGUUCUGAGUGGAUAUUGGAAAGCACUGUGUGACCUGCUUUUUUUUUUUUUCCUUUUUUUUUUUCUUUCCCCCUUUUUUUCUUUUGAUUUAGUUUUCUUUUUUUUGACAAAAAAAACCAACAAAUCCCAAAACCUGAGUCGCCAAACGUGUGUGUGUCAAACUCCCUCUGCCCACGGAAGGGGGUCUGGAGGUCUACCGCUGUCCUGCCGAUGGAUGGCUUGUUCGUGUGGAGUUCUGUGUAAGCCACCCAGAGCGCACAGGGUUCAUUUGGUUCCCCUUUGUGAUUUCGUUUGAUUGGCGAAACCGAAGGCAGCACUCAAGAGAUUCAAAACAAAAAGAAAACAAAACACACAAGGAAAAAAGAGAAAGAUUAAGGGGUUAAAAAGGGAAAAUUAAAAAAAAAAAAAGCAUGAAACAGCACCAGUGCCUUCCCUACUCUAGGACUGGCUUCCUGGUUCUGCAGUGGCAGAAAACAAGAGAGAGAGUUUUCACAGAAAAAAAGCCUUUUAUAAAGGAAAUGAAAUUUCCUCCGAGCUAACAAAUAACCACUUCUGGAUCAAUCAGUAAAAUGCUAUUUUUUAAAACGCCCAGACUGUACAUUUCUUUUCCAGACAAUGGUUGUUGCCUUCCUUCCUAGGCAGACGCUGUACAGAACGACAGCCUGUGGCGUUGCCUGGUAUGCAGCAAGCCCUUCCCUCAUUGACAGCCAGGAGGGUGUCAGGGCGAGGAGUCCCUCUGCUCCCGCUGGGGUCUGGCUCUUGCUGGGUGCUGGUCUACCCAAGAGGGCCCUGGGCACCUUCAUUCUGUGGUGCUGGGUCUGGUGGUGGCCACCUGCUCACAGUGCCCGCUCCAGGAGCCUGGGAUGCCACAGCAAUGGCUGUGCCUGGUGCCAGCACUGGAGAAACACAACGUGUUCAGCAGGAGCCUGCCCUGUGCUCCCUUCUCAGAGCUGGAGCCUGCCUCACAGUCAGUGCCACAGGGAUCCUUUCUCAGAGCCAGUGCCACAGGGACUGUCUCGUGGCCCCAUCCCAUCAGCACAGAGGUGGAAAAGUGAGCAAGGGGAGCCAGUGGGAAAGGUGUGAGCAGCCCUGCAGCCCAGCUAUAAUGGUGGGCAUCUCUGUAGGCUUCGGGACCUCCUGCAGGGCAGGGAGCUGUGGCUUGGUCAGCAUGGCUCCAGGCAGAGGUGGAUGCUUUGGAGUACAUGGUUGGCAUAUCGACCCCAGUGCUGCAGAGCAGGCAGUGCUGCACAUGAGGGUACAAAGCCAUUCAGGAACUGACAGUGAUGGCUGAUGGAGGUGAUGAUGGCCGCCUUCUUUCUUAGACUUUUGGGGCACGUUUCCUAUGAACUCUAGGGCUUGUUCCAGUUCUCUUUAACCCCCAUGCACAGUGAAGGGCCUGGGAGGUGGUCUUGUUUGUAACCUGUUGUUGGGCUGUGGUGCCUGUGGGACAAAGCAAAUGCAGGUCACUACACAGGGAUGUAACAUGUGGCACUAGGUGAUAGCAAUGGGAAAUCCUGCGUUGGGAGAGUGGCCGCACGUGCUCCUGCUGCUCUGUUCCUUCUAAAGAGAAGGCAACAGUUAAUAUCAAUUAAAGUCAGAUGGCCAUCAUGUUUAAAUUAGAGACAGCUUAGCUCUGCACUUACUGCAUUCUCAGGUGCAAAAUAGCAGGCUUGAUGUGGGCUUUGUGGCCAUUCAAGUGAUAGAGGAGUUGUAUUUUACACCCUCUGCUUCUUCUUGAGGGCAGCAUAACCAAAGUGGAUGUCUGAAGACAGUCUGGCUGCAACCAGGCCAGCCCAAGAGCAGUCGUGGCAGGGAAUGUCUGGUGCAGGGAGCAUCUUAUGGUAGGGCCCAUCUGGUGGCAGGCAACAUCUGGCAGGGACCAUCUCAUGACUUGGAAUGUCCUGUAGCAGGGAUUGGCUUGAGAUGGGGCAUGUCUGAUGGCAAGGACCUUCUGCUGGUAGGGAUUGUCUCGUGGCAGGGACCAUCUCCCUCAGCCUCAUGAGUCUCUGCCCCUUAGUCCUUGCACACCUUGGGGCUGACACAUGCUGGCUGAUCUCCAUUGGUCUCAGCUAUCCUGAAUGGUUCUCAGUGGUUUGUCUGCCUGUCAAUGGAAAAUCAGUGUCUGGUGGGGAUGGCGUAAAGGAUGUUAAGUAAGAAGAGGUUGUUUCUGAUUUAGAAAGCCCUUUUCCUUCCCUUGGGAAAUGUGGAGACCAAAAAAGGAAAUGAGAACCUCAAAAUUAGAAGGCCUGCUUCCUCCUGGGAAAGUCAGAAAUGAAAUAAAGAAACCAGUCUCUCUUUA
Molecule: messenger RNA, 4788 nt
Organism: Pogoniulus pusillus (Red-fronted tinkerbird)
Lineage: Eukaryota; Metazoa; Chordata; Aves; Piciformes; Lybiidae
Product: leucine-rich repeat and fibronectin type-III domain-containing protein 5
Exons: 3
Coding region: 198-2522 (774 amino acids)
Biological process (GO): regulation of presynapse assembly; synaptic membrane adhesion
Cellular component (GO): glutamatergic synapse; GABA-ergic synapse; postsynaptic density membrane
Molecular function (GO): protein binding
Source: RefSeq, a predicted model, not a curated record